Trachymyrmex septentrionalis is the source of this 1619-nucleotide messenger RNA. RefSeq names its product peptidoglycan-recognition protein SB1-like. The record is from RefSeq and is a predicted model, not a curated record. Bases 182 to 907 code for a protein of 241 amino acids. Gene Ontology annotation, biological process: peptidoglycan catabolic process. Lineage: Eukaryota; Metazoa; Arthropoda; Insecta; Hymenoptera; Formicidae. The transcript is spliced from 4 exons. Gene Ontology annotation, molecular function: zinc ion binding; N-acetylmuramoyl-L-alanine amidase activity.
UGACAAACACGUUGAAGAGGGGACAGGUUAAGAAACUACCAAACGGGUUGGUUCUCGAUGCGCGACUCUUCAUCCGAGGGGACUUCCCGGCUACGUUCGGAUUUUCGUUUAAAAGCGGACGCGGCAUCAUGAUGGCUAUCCAGUUUUACUUUUGACACGCGCUGUAAAUGUGUCAAUUACAAUGAGGUUGUCCUCUUACUUCAUUCACUUGUCGGCGUUAUAUGUACUCCUCUUUGGUUUCCUCGAGCAUGCGGUGCUUGCCAUUCCCAUUAACAACACGAAUUUCAUCAAUGCAACCGAUUCUCGGCAUUCAGAGUGCUUAAGAAUUUUCAGCCGAAAGGAAUGGAAUGCCAGGAAACAUCUCAAUUUCGAGAUUAUGCCAAUAAAACCAGCACCAUACGUGGUGGUUCACCAUGGCGGUAUACCUAUGUACUGUCAGGAUCAGGAGACAUGCUCUGAUAUCGUUAGAUCCUAUCAAGAUUUACAUCUGGAUAAGCGAGGCUGGUGGGACAUCGGAUAUAAUUUCGUCAUUGGCGAAGACGGUAACGUUUACGAAGGUCGCGGUUGGGAUUAUACUGGCGCACAUGCGGUACUAUACAAUACCCAGAGUAUUGGCGUAUGUAUCAUAGGAGACUUCACCGAUUUUCUUCCGAACGAGGCCGCCUUGAAAGCGUUGAACAAGCUGAUAGCUUAUGGGGUUUUACACGGCAAGAUAAGAGAGAACUACAACGUGAUUGGUCAUCGACAAGUGCGAGACACGAAUUGUCCAGGCGAAACUUUUUACAAGUUCGUAGUUAAUCUUCCCCGUUGGACUGCAAAUCCAAAACCUCACAUACGUCCGAACAUCACAACAAAGUCGAUAGAUAAUACCGUAGAAGAAAACAGCAAAACAAAUGUUAUUCUAUAAUGACAUUUCUAGGUCCUUGUUAAAUAUAUCGGCCGUAAUUAUAACGAAUCUUAAUUAACGUAACAAAGAAUUGUAUUGGAUAUAACCGUUGAUGCUACCUCUACUAUUAUCGUUACGAAAUAUUUUUGCUGCUGAACAGUCGUUUAAAAAAAAAGCCGCCUUUCUCUGUCUCGCAAAGGUGAUUCCCUGAUUCCCACAAAGUGACCUCGUAUACUAAACUCACUAACGUAAUAUAUACGUCGUAGCAAUUAAAAUGCCAUCAAUAAAAUUCAUUAGUCAAAAUUCAAAGUUUACAUACACGUAAUGUUUCAGAUCGUUAAAAAAUCAAACAAGACAUUCUAAAGUAUAUGACAUAAAUAUCUCUCAUGCAAGUUCGACAAACAAGAUCAAUGUCACUCUCACCUUGGUUCGCGUGCGAGCCGUUCUUUUACAUGGCUAUGCUCGUUGCAACAAUAUAUGCUCUAAGGUCAUGGUCUUCGGAUUUAAUUAACGACAAUGGUAAUCAAAAUAGCACGAUGCCGUACAAUUGUCUUUCGCAUAAUUUCGUAUAGAUUACUCUGAUAAAAUCAUCUCAAGUACUCUGUUCCAUAAUGUAUACGUAAAUACAUAUGGAACAUGUAUAAUGUAAAGUAUGAUCGCAAAUUUCAUGGACAUUGAAAUGAUUGAAUUAAAAUUGAUUCUACUACAAACGAGGAUUGUACAUAUACAGCGA